Molecule: messenger RNA, 2332 nt
Organism: Vespa mandarinia (Asian giant hornet)
Lineage: Eukaryota; Metazoa; Arthropoda; Insecta; Hymenoptera; Vespidae
Product: protein-L-histidine N-pros-methyltransferase CARNMT1
Biological process (GO): carnosine metabolic process
Cellular component (GO): cytosol; nucleus
Molecular function (GO): carnosine N-methyltransferase activity
Source: RefSeq, a predicted model, not a curated record
UUAAUAUCGAAGAGAUUUAGAUAGAUAACGAACGGUAAAGUUCGAUCGAUAGUAAUUUACUUCAUGAAAAUUUCAAUUAUAUCUUGAUAAUGGUUAAUAAUUUGUAAGAAAAAAUUUUCUUGGCCUAACCAAGAUCGUCUGAUUUAACGAGAAUUUGACGAUGCUUUCGUCAUAGUGACAAUAGUAUAUUAUUGGCACGGACACGGUUUGUCGUCGCGCAUGAAAUCGGUGCAGCCUUAAAACUAAUCUCGCUGCCGUCUUGGAAACUCGGUGUAACGCUUGUGCCGAGGAAGCCGCCACCGAACAUCGUGUUAAAAGGCUAAUUAGGAAAAAGUAGGGCCUACGUGUGCGAGUAUAAAAAUGGAAUCGAUGCACAAUGCAUAUCCGAAAAAAGUUCACGAUUCGUACGAGGAUGAAGAGGAGAGGAAACAUUUUCAACGUAUUGUUUCAGCGUUCAGGCACUAUAAAUCUCACUCCCUGCAGAGAGUUAAGAAGACAGAAUCUUAUCUAUUAUCCUUACCGGUGCAUCAUCAGAAACUAUUAUCCAAAUAUAAAGAGCAUCUUCAAGAAGUCAAGAGAUGUAUUGAAUAUAACAACGAUAUAAUAAGACUCAUCAUAAAGGAUGUAGCUCAUAUUUUUGAAAAUGUGAGCCCAGCUAGUGCACAAAAUGACAGUGUAAGAAAACUUUACCUGACACAAAACACCCGACCUGUAUUGGCUGACCAAGAAAAAGUACAAGCUACUAUUAAACAAUUAGUUCGCGACUGGAGCUUGGAAGGAACUGAAGAACGUAAAGCUUGCUAUCAGCCUAUCAUAGAUGAAAUAACAAAUCAAUUUCCAUUAGAUAAAUGUACUCCAUCACAAGUGCAAAUUCUAGUACCUGGUGCAGGAUUGGGUCGUCUUGCGUAUGAAAUUGCAAGGCGUGGUUAUACUUGCCAAGGGAACGAAUUUUCUCUCUUUAUGCUCUUUGCAUCACAUUUCGUAUUAAAUAAAUGCAGAGGUAUAAAUUCAUAUCAAGUACAUCCAUGGGUACAUCAAUAUAUGAACAAUUUAAAACCAGAACAUCAAACACAAGCUGUUUUCUUCCCUGACGUAAAUCCCAGUGAUCUUCCAGAAAAUGCACAAUUUUCUAUGACAGCAGGAGAUUUCUUAGAGGUUUAUACAGAAGACGACCAUUGGGAUUGUGUUGCUACGUGUUUCUUUAUAGAUUGUGCAAAUAAUGUAGUACAAUUUAUAGAAACCAUCUAUAAAAUUUUAAAACCAGGAGGAGUAUGGAUAAAUCUUGGUCCAUUGCUGUAUCAUUUUAGUGACAUGCCUAUGGAAGAUUCAAUAGAACCAAGUUAUGAUGCAGUUCGUGAUGUUAUACAAGGUUUCGGUUUUCAUCUUGAGAAAGAAGAAACACACAUGAAAACACGCUAUGCGCAAAAUGUGAAUAGUAUGUUACAAUGCGAGUAUAAUAGUGUGUAUUUUGUAUGUCGGAAACCUAAAAGACAUAUUAAUAUAUUGGGUCAUCAAAAUGGUGCUGAAAGCAAUGGCAUACAAGAACAAGAAAAUUAAAUAUUGACAAAUCUAACAUGUUUUACUCAUGAGGAAAAUUGGUGGAAUUGUACAAGGACUAAAGUACUCCAAUUUAUACCGAGCAAAUUCAAAGACAACCAUAACAUAUUUUAUUUCUGGUAUUGUAAAACAAUUUCUGUGAUUCAAAAGCUUAUUUGGAUACAAAUAAGUGUUAUUUCUAUAUUCCCUGAAAACAAAAUUUUUGACAUAUACAAGUUCCUUUCGUAGUACCAAACUAAAUAAUUAAUAACUUCAUAAAUCAGUAACUUUUAGUAACAAUUUGACAAUUUCCCUAAUGAGUCUUACAUUUGUGAUCUAGCAUAAUAAUUAACGUUUAUUUGUUUCCAUCAUGUACCAAUAGCUAUGACAAUGUAAUAUAUGACCAUUUCCUCUUCUGCUCUCUCCUGCUGUUUAGUUGGGAAUAUUUCGAUUACUAACGUUAGUGAUAAUGCUAAUGACAUAUCUUUACAGGUGCUAACGAAGCCUUAUUUAGUUUUUUCUUUAUCCUUGGUCAUUUUUCAAAUAAUGAAGACAAGUUAAAAAUCAAAUUUAUUAAAAGAACAGACAAAGUUUCAUCGGAGAAGAAACUACAGCUUAUGAAUAUGUAUUAUUUUUCCAUAUUAUCAUUAGUUCCUUUCAAAAAUAUUGUAAAAAGCAUGUAUAGAAAAUGAUAUAUAAAUGAUCACUGAAAGUUUUUACUUCGUUAUAUGUGUUAUUCUCUUCAGAUAUAUAAUUUUGUAAUGGCAAAUAUGGAAGUAAAUACUUUUCAAGCGUU